This is a messenger RNA of Aspergillus campestris IBT 28561, 28557 nucleotides long. RefSeq names its product acetyl-CoA synthetase-like protein. The coding region runs from base 1 to 28557 and encodes 9518 amino acids. Gene Ontology annotation, cellular component: cytoplasm. Lineage: Eukaryota; Fungi; Ascomycota; Eurotiomycetes; Eurotiales; Aspergillaceae. The transcript has 4 exons. Gene Ontology annotation, molecular function: phosphopantetheine binding; catalytic activity. Gene Ontology annotation, biological process: secondary metabolite biosynthetic process; amino acid activation for nonribosomal peptide biosynthetic process. The record is from RefSeq and is a predicted model, not a curated record.
AUGGCCAUCGAAGCGGUGGAAGCCCAGCACCGGAUCACCGGCAGCCAAUGCCAGGAUCCCGUCGAGCUAUCGUUGGCUGCUAUACGGAUUUGGGCUCUCCAGGUCUUGGAGUGGUUCAACGACAACCCGGCAAGCAUCAAGAUAGGUCACGCAGCACCGGGUGGGAACACUACAUUCACCAUGGAACUCAACGUCCAAGGGGAUGCGACGGAUGUGGUACAGAUAACACAGGAUAAGGAGGCCCAGGAUUUGGCGUGGAAGUGCCAGGAGGCCAAUCUUGCGCUCGUGGCUUCCAUGCAGGUGUCUGGCGACCCGGAAGCUAGUACCCUGCUGGUGCUAUACUUCAUGGGUGAUAAGGGAAGCCGGGUUAAGUUCGACACCACGAAGACUGUACAUGAGUUGGAGAUCCACGGCUGGGUCCACCCGGCAGGCAUAGACAUGAAAAUCUUCCCCGUCGUUGAGUCUGCGCGAAAGCUUGCUUUGCAACUCGCCGAGCGCUUGGAGGCGCGCACACCCCAACCGACAGUUACCGGGGACAUGAGCGAUAUGCCCAUCUCUGAGGACGACCUUGGAACUAUCUGGGGGUGGAAUAGUCAAGCGGCAGCUCCGGUGGAGAGAUGUGUGCACGAUCUAAUCAGCGAGCGGGCCCGAGAGACGCCUAAUGCCCCGGCGGUUUGUGCAUGGGAUGGAGAACUGGACUAUGAGCAGCUUGAUAAGCUUUCCUCACGUCUGGCUCAUUAUUUGCUCCAACUCGGCGUCAGUCCAACUCACUUUGUCCCCUUGUGUUUCGAAAAAUCGGUCUGGAUGAUGGUCGCAAUUCUGGGCGUGAUGAAAUCGGGGGCUGUGAUCUCCACUAUGGAUCCUACGCAACCUGAAGACCGGCUCCGGACAAUUGUGCAGCAGCUGCGGUCGGCCUGGGUUAUGUGCUCGCCGGCUCAGCGCGACGUUGCUACGCGCCUCGGGGCUAGUACCGUUAUAACUCUGGACCACAGUCUCAUUCAAUCGUUGCCUCCUUUAGGAUGCAGCAAACUGCCCUCAGUUGACCCAGCGAGCACGCUGUACGUUGUUUUCACCUCUGGCAGCACGGGGACUCCGAAAGGGGCCAUCAUCAAUCACAUCAAUUUCAGCAGCGCCAUUACCUACCAGCAUGAAGCAUUAGGUCUCAGUAACACUGCCCGAGUUUUCGAUUUCGCUUCAUAUGCAUUUGAUCUCGCCUGGGGUAAUAUUAUCCACACAUUUGCCGCUGGCGCAUGUCUUUGUAUCCCACGAGAAAGUGAACGCCGUGGGGACAUCGCGGCGGCUAUGCGUAGGCUUCGGGUAAAUCAUGUGCAACUAACCCCGAGUGUUGCACGAUUAAUUGAUCCGAAUGACGUGCCGUCCCUGCGAUUGAUAUUGUUGAUCGGAGAGCCAAUGAGUCAGGCUGAUGUGGACCAGUGGACACCACAUUGCACUUUGAUUAACUCCUACGGUCCGGCCGAGUGCACUGUGGCUGUUACCUUUCAAAAAAUCUCUCCUGACGGGUCCUGGGACGGCAGUAUGGGCACGGGUGUUGCUUGCAAUACAUGGGUAGUUGAUGUGAGUGGGGAAAGCCUUGUUCCACCCGGUGGCACCGGUGAGCUUUGGCUUGAGGGCCCGCUGGUUGGACAAGGAUAUUUAGGCGACUCCGAGAAGACCAUUGCUUCGUAUGUGGAAACCCCGUUGUGGUUGGCACAAGGAGCGCCGGACUAUCCGGGGCGACGAGGCCGUUUAUACAAGACCGGCGAUCUCGUACGCUACAACAAGGAAGGCCGCUUAGUUUACGUCGCUAGAAAGGACGAUCAAGUGAAAGUCCGGGGACAGCGAGUGGAGCUGGCUGAGGUGGAAUGGCAUUUGAAGCAGGCUCUGCCUGAUCCUACGAUCCCGGUUGUGGCUGAAGUGAUUACGCCCAGCGGUGGUAAGAGUGCGAUCUUAGUGGCCUACCUAGCUCUCGGUCCAGAAUUCAAGCAGGACAUGGACCGGGUGCGGAAUGAGCUUCAUCGCUACACAAAUGGGGUUUCGGAGACAUUGGCGCAGCAAUUACCUCAAUAUAUGGUACCGAGCCUCUACAUCCCAGUCCCUGAGAUCCCCAUGACAGGCACGGGGAAAACAGACCGGCGGCGCCUCCGAGAAACUUCAUCGUCGAUGACUAUGCAGCAACUAGUGGAAAUGCAGCCCUCCCAAGGAGAGAGGUGCGCGCCUCGGACAGAAAUGGAGUGGCGCCUUCAACAACUCUGGGCAUUGUCACUCGGUAUCGACGCUGAAAGCAUUGCAGUGGGCGAUAGUUUCCUCCAGAUCGGGGGAGAUUCUGUGGCCGCGAUUAGGCUCGUGCAGCUCGCUCGAAAAGAAGCGGUUGUCCUAACCGUGGCGGACGUUUUCAACCUCCCACGUCUCUGUGACUUGGCGGAAGUGGCUCGGCUAGAGCAGCCCAAGCACGUUGAUAUACCCCCAUUUAGCCUGCUACCGAAAUUUGACAGUGCUCCUUCCAAUGCAUGCGCCCUGGCUGCGGCGGAGUGUGGCGUCCCUGCGGAGUCGAUUGCAGACUUGCUCCCUUGCAGUCCCCUGCAAGAAGGCCUCUUGGCCCUGACCGGCAAACGACCGGGAGACUACAUCCGUUGUUUGACAAUGGAGUUACCAUCAGAUGUGGAUCUAGCACGUUUUCGCCAUGCCUGGUCGAAGGUCGUUCAAACAGCAUCUGUUCUUAGAACGAGGAUUGUAGAGGUCCCAACUUUAGGACUAUUGCAGGUCGUUCUUGUCGAGGAGCCAGAGUGGCGUGAGAGCGACGAGGACUUGAUUAGCUUCGUUCAGUCGGAAAAAGAAUCAUACAUGGGAUUGAACACACAUUUAACACGGUUUGGGCUGGUGAAAGACGAAUACCAAAAGGUCUCCUUCAUCUGGACGAUUCAUCACGCCCUAUACGACGGUUGGUCCAUGCCGCUUCUUCUGGAACAAGUUGAAAGCGAAUACUGGCAUGGCGAUUGCGAGACGUUAGCCCCGUUCAACAGCUUCGUGAAAUACCUGACAGAUUCCGGUGAGGGUGCGGAGGAGUAUUGGCGCUCCCAGCUGGAUGGAAUUGAAGCCCCCAUUUUUCCGUCGCUGCCUUCCCCGGGGUACCAGCCCCAGGCCCAUAAUCAAUUGGAGCAUCAGGUAUUAAACAUUGACUGGCCUGGUAACAAUAUUACCGCCUCCACUGUCGUGCGCGCCGCGUGGGCAAUUUUAACGUCUCGCUACACGCACUCAAGUGAUGUAAUCUUUGGAGCAACAUUAACGGGCCGACAGGCGCCCGUGCCAUACAUCGAGAGAAUUGCGGGCCCGACUAUUGCCACAGUGCCAAUUAGAGUGAGCGUGGACGGAGAACUUGGCGUGGCGACCUUGCUACAGAAUCUACAAAAGCAGGCAGUUGAUAUGAUUUCCUACGAGCAGACCGGGCUGAAGAGAAUUCGUCAUAUCAAUUCAGACGCCGACCACGCGACGCAGUUUCAGACAUUGUUGGUGGUUCAACCGGCAGCUCGCAAAACAUCUCGCCUACUCGAUGAGCGUUUAUUUCCUGAAGAUCCGUACGAUGGGGAAAAUGAGUUGGCGAGCAUCAACACUUAUGCGCUUGUGGUAGAAUGUCACCUUGAGCCUAACGGAAUGCUUUUACGGAUGAGCUUCGACUCCCAAGUCAUUGAGGUACACCAGGCGGAUAGAAUGGCCCGCCAGUUUGAAGAAGUCCUGCGCCAGAUAAGCAGGGAAAAUGCCGCAGAGAAUUUGAUCAAGGCGGUCGACGCUGCGAGCCCGGAAGACUUAGCCCAGAUAUGGCGCUGGAACAAAAAGGUGCCUCCAGUUAUUGAGGGCUGUGUACAUGACUUGAUCGCGCAGCGUGUUCAGGAACAGCCAGAUAGACCAGCUGUGUGUGCUUGGAAUGGUCAAUUGACCUAUGAAGAACUGGGACUCCAUUCAACCAAUCUUGCUCGGUUCAUUCUUUCUCUUGGAGCUGGAGCUGGCCCUGGCGCUGUUAUCCCAAUUUGCUUCGAAAAGUCGAUGUGGACCCCAGUGGCAAUGCUAGCAGCCAUCAAGACGGGGGGCAUGUCUGUCACAGUGGAUCCUAGCCAGCCCCAAGAGCGAUUGCAGUUAAUUAUGCAGCAAACGAAACCGCCCUUAAUUCUAACUUCACCCAUGUAUAAAUCACUCGCAGCUCGUCUGGCGACACAAGUCAUAAUAGUGGAUGCUGAAGCUCUCAAGGGAAUGGCACCAUCGAUUCCUAAUAACUUCACCAUGCCAUCCAUCAACCCGGCCAGCGGGCUGUACAUUGCAUUCACUUCCGGCAGUACAGGCACACCGAAAGGCGCCAUCAUGACUCACGAGAAUGUACGCAGUGCAAUCGACUACCAAAAUGAAAUCAUGGGCACCGAUUUGCAUAGUCGACUGUAUGACUUUACGUCGUACGCAUUCGAUGUUGCAUGGUUGAACUUUUUUCAUGCUUUCACUGCUGGUGGCUGCCUAUGUAUUCCCUCUGAUGCACAGAGGAAGGAUGAUAUACCUGGCUCCAUGGAUCAACUAGAAGCUAAUUACAUGCUACUCACGCCUUCAACAGCUCGUACCCUUGACCCAAAGACCCUUCCCGGCCUUAAAACACUGAUACUCGUGGGUGAAGCGGUGACCGGUGAAGACCUCCGAAAAUGGGCGCCUAAUGUAACCCUCAAGAAUGGAUACGGCCCAGCUGAAUGCACCGGCUUGUCAACCAUCCAUACAUACGAGGGCUCCGGUGACCAGCCGAAUACUGUUGGCUUUGCAGUAGGGCUUAGGCCUUGGAUUGUUGAACCCGUACACGGUACCUGUCUUGCUCCUCUCGGCGCGAUUGGGGAGCUGUGGGUAGAGGGACCUCUGGUGGGAGGGGGUUAUCUGAAUGAUCCGGACCAUACCGCUGAGAGCUUUGUACGGGAUCCUCCCUGGCUGUUACGUGGGGGCCCGUCUUGCCCGGAAAAGGCGCGCCAGGGUCGGUUGUACAAGACCGGUGAUCUCGUGCGUUAUAACCCAAAUGGCUCGCUAGCCUAUGUUGGCCGCAAGGAUACGCAGGUAAAAAUCCGCGGACAGCGGGUGGAGCUUGAGGAAGUGGAAUCCUAUCUUAGGCAGACUAUUCCAGGUGGAACUGCAAAUACCGUGAUUGCCGACAUGGUAACUUUACGUGGGAGUUCAAGUCCGACCCUUGUCGUCUACAUUGCGUUAGGAGAAGCUGCGACACAAGCUCCAGAAAGUGUUCGUGCAGAGCUUUCUCGUUAUACCCACGGGGUUGUGGAAACCUUGGGUGAGCUCCUGCCAAGCUACAUGGUGCCAAAUCUAUACAUCCCUGUCAAAGAUAUCCCAAUAUCUACCACGGGGAAAACUGAUCGAAAGCGUCUGCGUCAGUUGGGAUCAUCUAUGAGACUUGAAGAGUUACUUGAGCUUCAAUCCCGCCGUGAGAAGCGACUCCCGCAGACAGAGUUAGAGCGUCGACUUCGGGACUUGUGGGCAGACGUUUUGAACAUUGACGUCUGUCAUAUUGGGGUCGACGAUGGCUUUUUCUCUCUUGGGGGGGAUUCGAUAUCGGCCAUGCAAGUGUCAGCUAAGUCACGACAGCUCGGGUUUCGCAUCACGGUGAACGACAUCUUCAAAUCGAAAACUAUUGGACGUUUGGCGCACUGUAGUCAAACAGAGCAAGCCCUUGAAGUAAAGGCUAGCGAGCAGCUCGAUACAACGUUCGCUCUUUCCCCUAUUCAACAGUUGUUUUUUGACAGCCAACCAUCAACAUAUGGGCAUUUCAACCAGAGCUUUUUCCUGCGCAUUUCAAGGUCCCAAAACUCGGAUGAUGUGCUUCAUGCGGUUGAAUCUGUUGUCACAUGUCAUUCUAUGCUACGUGCUCGCUUUCAUCAGGAACCGAACGGGAGAUGGGUCCAGCGUGUCACGCCUAGCACUGGCAAAUCGUAUAACUACCACCAAGCUCGGGUUUCGUCAUUGGACGAUGCCAUUCCGGCGCUUAAUAUAAGCCAGCAGUCGUUGGAUAUUCAAAAUGGUCCUGUUUUCGCGGCUAAUCUCAUUGACACAGGUGACAUGCAGUACCUGUUUCUUGUCGCCCACCAUCUUGUCAUUGACUUGGUCUCAUGGCGUAUCAUAUUGCAUGAUAUCGAACAAAUGCUCACGAAGAGCAGUGUUUCUUCCUUACCCAGCUGCGCAUCUCUCCCUUUUCAGACUUGGUGUCAAUUACAGGCUAGCUACGCCAGCGAAAAUCUCGCCCCAAAUAUCGCUCUGCCAUUCGAUAUUGAUCCCCCAUGUAUCGAUUACUGGGGACUUGAUCAAGCUCAAAAUAGCUAUGACAAUAUAGUUGAACAAGGCUUCGCCAUAUCCAAGUCAACUACUGAUUUACUCCUUGGAGCUGCAAACCUUGCUUUCCAAACGCAACCAGUCGAGUUGUUCCAGGCGGCAUUAUUGCACUCCUUUAUGCAGGUAUUCGACGAUCGGACCAUUCCUACUAUUUUCACCGAGGGACACGGGCGAGAGCCGUGGGACCAUGCCUUGGACCUAUCAAGAACAGUCGGCUGGUUUACGACUAUUGCUCCAACGGCUGUCACGGCCAGCACUAACCUCAGUAUUGCUGAAGUUGUUGUUCGCACUAAGGAUGGUCGUCGCCGAACCCCAGGGAACGGGUGGCCGUACUUUACGUCGCGGUACCUGAAUGCAGCUGGUAAGAAGUCAUUUGGAGUGUCACAUUGCCACGAAAUUGUGUUCAACUAUUUCGGCCUUUACCAGCAGUUGGAGAAAGCGGAUGCACUAUUUCAACCAUGCGAGACCCUUGCCGGUAGAGUUCCCGAUGUCGCUGGACAUAUGCACCGAUUCGCCCUGGUUGAUGUGGCGGCGGAGGUGACCCAUGGCUGUUUGCGAUUUGACUUCCAGUAUAAUCGUCAUAUGCAGAAGCAACCUGCUAUACGUGAAUGGAUCACGGAAUGUCAGCGCUCACUAGAGGUAGUAGCAAAGGAGUUGAUCCUGCUUCAACCUCGUUAUACCGUGUCGGACUUUCCCUUACUACCUCAGACUGAAGCGACCAGGCGGAAGGUUGAGUCCCUCCCAGAUCUGGGCAUUUCUUUUGGAGAGAUAGAAGACAUCUAUCCCUGCUCCCCUGUCCAGCAAGGGAUCUUUUUGAGUCAAGCCAAGAAUCCUGAUCUUUAUCAGACCCGUGUGCGCUGGUGUGUGCAGUCUGUUGAUCCACAGUCUGCUGUUGAUGCUCAGCGGCUUGCCCGCUCCUGGUGUCAGGUUGUCGCACGCCAUGGAGCAUUGAGAACAAUAUUCACCCAAAGUGUGGUCUCUGAUGGAUAUAGUGACCAGAUUGUGUUGAAAGAAGUUUCGCCUCCUAUUCACAUUUUACCACCGCACCAUCCAAAAGAAGGUAUGGCAGCCGUUGCAGGGUACCAAAAGUCUGUUGGAGAUCGUGACAGAAGUUUGCACUCGCUCCUUCUCUGUCCUACCUCGGAGGGUAGCGUAUAUUGCCAGCUCGAUAUAAACCAUGCGAUCAUAGAUGCUAUAUCUAUCGGCAUCAUCAAGCAGGAUCUCCGCGCUGCCUAUGACGGAACCCUGCCCUCUGAGCCUGCCCCGGUGUAUAGUAACUAUAUUCAACAUAUUCAAAGUUCCUCGUCAUCAGAGGCAAGGGAAUAUUGGAAACGGCGUGUAGUGGGCGCCGAACCCUGCAUUUUCCCGGUUCUCAACCAGAAUCAGGCGGAGCCCAAUGCGAGAGGCAUAGCCUCUUUGCCAGUUACGCAGGAGAUAUACGACUCACUACGCAGCUUCUGCCGAAUCCAUGGGCUGACACCGUCUAAUGUCCUGCAUCUCGCAUGGGGCCUUGUUCUUCGCUGCUACACAAGUAACGAAUCUGUUUGCUUCGCAUAUUUGAGCUCCGGUCGCGAUGUCCCUGUGGACAGAGCGGACGGCGUGGUGGGGCCCUUUAUCAACAUUCUCGUGAGCCAUGCAAAGAUCACUAGUGACCGCUCCCUGCUCAGCAUUAUGCAAGCCAAUCAGGCAGAAUACCUUGAAGGGCUUGAAUACCAACACUUUCCGCUAGCCGAGGUGCGGCACUAUCUAAAUGCCGAUGCGGAAUCUUUUUUCAACACUGCCCUGUCGGUGCAGAGUGGCGGCCUCAGUCAACAGCAAGAUCCCAGUGGGAUAUCUUUUGAUGAGGAGACCUGGGAUGAUCCCAAUGAGUACGAUAUGGCCACGUCAGUCUUUCUGCGCGAGGAUGACGCGCAGGUAUCCAUCAACUACUCCCACAAGCUUCUGUCGGAGACUCAAGCUGCCAGCGUCGCCGGUUCUUUCCUCGAGGCUCUCCGGGUCAUCAUUAAUAAGCCAUCUGCCAGUGUGGACAAUCUGCAGAUCGCAAGCUCACAGGACAUUGAUGCCAUCUGGAACUGGAAUAGGCAAGUGCCGAAGAGAGUGUCAAGUUCUGUCACAGACUUGAUUGUCGCUCGCAUCCAGCAGCAGCCAGAAGCCCCUGCUGUCUGCUCGUGGGACGGAGAACUUACAUACCGCGACCUUGAUCGACUCUCAUCUCGACUUGCGCAACAACUCCUGGGACUGGGGAUCGCCCCACGUUCAAUUAUACCUUUGUGCUUUGAGAAAUCCAUGUGGGUCCCAGUGGCGAUGCUUGCCGUGAUGAAAGCCGGUUGUGCGGUAGUAGGAAUGGACCCCGAGCAGCCGAAAGAGCGUCUACAGCUCAUUAUAGCGAAAACCCAGCCAGCCCUUAUUUUGACUUCUCCGAGGCAAAGAGACUUGGCACAGUCGCUUUUGGGUAUGGUGGUAACUGUCACCUUGGAUUCCCUGCCGGCUGCUCAUAUUUCGGACAAAUAUGGGUUUCCACCUAGCGAUCCCACCGAUACACUCUUCGUUGCAUUUACUUCAGGUAGCACGGGAACCCCAAAGGGCGCUAUAAUUUCACAUGAAAACAUGUGCUCCGCAAUCACCCAUCAUGCUGAUGCCUGCGGAAUUACUACUUCGUCCCGUGUCUUUGACUUUGCUUCAUAUGCUUUCGAUGCGGCUUGGUUUAACUUUGUGUACCCUCUUGUCGUUGGUGGUUGUAUGUGCAUCCCUUCUGAUGAGCAGAGGACGAAUCGGGUGGCGGAGUGCAUGGAGCAAAUGAGGGUUAAUUACGCGCUUUUCACUUCCUCGAUGGCUAGAACAAUCGAUCCUACCACGGUUCCUAGCCUAGAGACCCUUGUUCUAGGUGGGGAGGCUCUUGGAGCAGAGGAUAUGGACAUCUGGAAGCAUAUCAAUCUCAAGGGUGCGUACGGCCCCGCGGAAUGCACCAUAAUUGCAACCUUCAAUGACUUCAAACAUCGAAACGAGCAUCCAAGAACCCUGGGACAUACAGUGGGACUGACGGCGUGGGUUGUCGAGCCGUUGCGAAGCAAAAGCCUUGUGCCUAUUGGGGCCAUUGGUGAAUUAUGGUUAGAAGGCCCUCUUGUGGGCCCGGGAUAUCUGCGAGACCCUGAGAAAACAUCUGCCUCGCGAGCAGAGGAUCCCGCGUGGCUAGUACAUGGAACCUCACGGCAUCCAGGCCGCCGCGGCUACCUUUAUAAAACGGGGGAUUUGGUUCAAUAUCGUGAGGAUGGUGCUUUGGUUUACAUCAACCGGAAGGACAACCAGGUGAAAAUCCGCGGGCAACGCGUGGAGCUCGGAGACGUCGAGUAUCACGCCCGCCGGGCAUUAUCAGCUAAUGCCACACAAGAUUUGGUAGUAGAAGUGAUCUACCCCAAGGGAAGGAAUAACCCCAUACUCGUGGCUUUUAUUUCACUAGGGGAGCAGGCAAGUGGAUCAGCGGAAUCAAUCCGUGAGGCAUUGGCAUUAUGUACCAAAGGCGUGGAAGAAAGCCUGAAGCAGCAUCUCCCAAGCUAUAUGGUUCCCAGCAUGUAUGUCCCAGUCGCAGAAAUACCACUCACUGCUACUGCGAAAACAGAUCGGCGCAGGAUCCAGCAGAUUGGAUCUUCUCUUACCUUGGAGCAACUAGCCGAGCUGCAACCAUCGAGGCGCAAGGCAAGGGCACCUGCAACUGCGUCUGAACAGCGCCUGCAGAAGCUGUGGGCUACUGUUCUUGAGAGAGAAACAAGCAGUAUAUCAGCAGAUGACAGUUUCUUGAGGAUCGGAGGCGAUUCAAUUGGGGCAAUUCGCCUGGCUCAACUUGCAGCGGACCACGGUCUCAUGCUAACAGUUGCCACCAUUUUCAAAUCGCCAACAUUAUGUGAUAUGGCACAAACAUUGAAGGUCGAGUCCGUUUCCGAGCAAGUGAUCCAGCCUUUAUCACUACUCAAAUUACAGAUAGAUUCGGAUCAAGCGCUGAAGCAGGCAGCUGCUCAGUGUGACCUCGAGGUAUCCUCUAUAGAGGACGUACUUCCAUGUACCCCUCUGCAAGAGGGCCUGUUGUCGCUUACUGUGAAAAGGCCUGGAGCGUAUGUAAUCAGGCAAGUGCUGCGACUGCACGACCAGAUAGACGUCCAAAGAUUUCGAAACGCUUGCAACUAUGUGGCAACGUCUACUGCUAUCUUACGAACGCGGGUAAUUGACCUCCAUGAGCAGGGGCUGGUGCAGGUUGUUACCAAGCAAAUCCCGGAAUGGCAGGAGAGUACUAGCCUGGCUGCAUUUCUUCGGCUUGAUGAGCAAAACCCCGUUGGGCUCGGAACGGCCCUAGCAAGGUUUGCUUUGGUCCACGACCGUGUUGACGAUCGAAUUUAUUCGGUAUGGACGCUACACCAUGCGCUAUACGAUGGGUGGUCAAUGCCCCUACUUUUGAAGGAGGUCGAAAAAGCCUACUUUGGAGUCAAAACUGAGGGCCUGGGCUCAUUCGCGGGAUUCGUGAAACAUAUUACUGAGUUGGGAGCGGAGACGGAUGAAUACUGGAAAAAUGAAUUUGACGGGCUAUUGGCAGUGCAAUUCCCAGUUCUACCUUCGCCCCAUUACCAACCCCAGGCUCAAGAGGUCAUGCACCAUGAGAUCACGAACUUGCAGUGGUUACAGGACAACACAACACCUUCAACAGCUAUUCGCGCUGCAUGGUCAGUUCUGGUCUCGCACUACACCCAAUCGUCUGAUGUCAUCUUCGGAUCGACGGUCACAGGUCGACAAGCGUCAAUUCCGAAGGUAGAACUAGUGGAAGGUCCGACAAUCGCCACGGUGCCGAUACGGGUCGAGAUUCAGGAGAAGGCAACCGUUGCGAAUCUUCUUGAACAAAUCCAGAAACAAUCGGUGGACAUGAUUCCCUUUGAGCAGGCAGGGCUUCAACGAAUUCGGCGCCUAAGUCCCGAGACAGAGCAAGGAUGCGCCUUCCAAACGUUUCUUGUGGUCCAGCCUGCGCCCCAACCGGCGAAGGCCGAACAUGAUGACUGGAUUUUCGAAGAGCAGAGUAAUGAUUACACUCCUGGAUCUAUUAACAAUUUCAACUCAUACGCCCUGCUGCUGGAAUGCCAGCUGACUGCUGAUGGCGUCUCUAUCAACAUAAGCUACGACGCUCACAUCGUGACACAAGUCCAGGUGGAGACCAUAGCAGGCCAAUUUGAACAUGUUUUGCGCCAGGUUUGUAAAGAGGCAUCGCAAUAUCUAGAAGUCAAAGAUAUAGAAGCUGCCAGUGAAGAUGAUAUCCGCCGGAUUUGGGAUCUGAACUCACCGACCCCAAGAGCAGUGGAAACAUGCAUGCACGAUUUGAUCUUGCAGCAGGCCCACCAACGGCCAAAUGCAAGCGCCAUCUGUGGUUGGGACGGAGAGCUGACAUACGGUCAGCUGGAUGACCUUUCAACUCGAUUAGCACAUCGCUUGGUUGAGGCCGGUGUGCAACCAGGCGCCAUUGUGGCCUUAUGUCUCGAGAAGUCUAUGUGGAUGCCCGUGGCCAUGCUGGGGGUGGUAAAGGCCGGAGCGACGGGUGUUACGAUGGAUAUAACCCAGCCUGAAGAACGACUUCGGUUGAUUGUGGACCAGGUGCAGCCGCCGCUUAUCGUCAGCUCAGUGGAGGCAAAGAACCUAGCAAGUCGCUUGACAGAGAAGGCAGUGCUUGUCAUUUCAGAGGAAGCCUUGGAACACCAGCUGCGGCCGCAGAUGGUAACAAAGAAGGGUUUGCCUCCCGUUCAGUCUACCGCAGGAUUGUAUGUCGCUUUUACAUCCGGGAGUACUGGGGUGCCGAAGGGUGCUCUUAUGACCCAUGGCAACGUGGCUAGUGCUGUUUAUCACCAACAGGCGGUCCUAGGGUACAAACCAACAGACCGUGUAUUUGACUUCUCCUCCUAUGCGUUUGAUGCAGCCUGGUUUAAUUUUCUUCAUACAAUGGCAGCCGGGGCAUGUCUCUGUAUUCCAUCAGAGGAUGAACGGAGAAGUGAUGUAACUGAAUGCAUGCGCCGCAUGAGGGUGACAUAUGCUGCCAUCACUCCUUCUACUGCCCGAUUGAUUAAUCCUGCUUCCGUUCCAGAGCUUCGGUGUCUGCUGCUAGGUGGCGAGACAGUUAGCAAGCAGGACAUCACACAAUGGUGCCCAUUUGUCAACUUGAUAAACAUAUAUGGUCCCGCCGAGUGUAGUGCGAUAUCCACUACGUUUACUUAUGGCGACAGCGACCAUCCCUCGGGAACUAUUGGCGCUGGCCGAGGAAUGGCAACCUGGGUUGUAGAACCUUCUAGAGGUCGCCACCUGUCGCCGUACGGGGCUGUGGGUGAGCUAUGGCUGGAAGGCCCACUGGUUGGGGCUGGAUACGUUGGUCGCCCCGAUAUCAAUGCAACCACCUUUAUCCACGACCCUCCGUGGUUGCUUCGAGGCGGUGCUGGAAUUUCUGGCCGACGCGGAAGGCUGUAUAGAACAGGUGACCUAGUUCGCUAUAACUCUGAUGGGACCUUGCUUUAUGUCGGUCGCAGAGAUGCGCAGGUAAAGAUCCGUGGUCAGCGGGUGGAGCUCACGGAGGUAGAGCAUUACCUCUACGAGUCUCUACCCACAGGCUCCCGAAGCACUCCAUUCGCGGUCGAAGUCAUCACCCCCCGCGAGACAAACAACCCGAUACUAGUCGCCUUUUUCGGGAUGGGGCAGUUGGAAUGGGGAUCAACAGAGGUGGUGAGAGAAGCGCUGAGAAAACACACCCAGGAUGUACAAGCUCAAAUGGCGGAGCUACUCCCCAGUUUCUUGGUCCCAGGCAUAUUCAUACCGGUGGCAGAGAUUCCAGUGACGGCAACAGGGAAAAUUGAUAAGAGAUCGUUACGGCAGCUUGGAGAGCAAAGUUCAUUGGACGAGCUUGUAGCAUUGCAACCUACGCAGGGCGAGCGCCAGACACCUACCACCAUAACAGAGUGUCGCAUUCUGGAGCUGUGGGCCAAGACACUCAAUGUUAACCCGGAGAGAAUUAGUAUUCACGACGAUUUCUUCACCCUUGGAGGUGACUCUAUUUCAGCCAUGCAGCUUUCAGCCAAAAGCCGCUCUACGGGCCUCCAAAUUACUGUCCCUGCCAUCUUCAAGCAUAGAACGAUUGCUCGUCUGGCGGCAUGCACAACGCCUGUGGACCAGAUUAUGAAUCAAAGCACGGAGCGCACUGGUGUCCCUUUCGCCCUGUCGCCCAUUCAGCAGCUUUUUGUCAAUACUCAACAAGGCGCCGAUAAUCACUUUAAUCAAAGCUUCUUGGUCCGGAUCACUCAGUCGACCUCCUCUGAUCAGCUCAAGCGUGCCAUAGAGGCUAUUGUUGCGCACCACUCAAUGCUGCGAGCGCGGUUCAAGUCAACACCGGAGAAUAUAUGGACACAACAAAUUCUACCAUCCUCGGCAGGGAGCUACAUAUUUUCAUCUCACGAAGUCAUCUCUUUCCAGGACUCCUCCGAUAUUGUCACCCGAAGCCAGACAUCUCUAGAUAUCGAAAAUGGGCCUCUGCUCGCAGUUGACUUGCUCAAUACACAGAAGGACGGCCAGUAUCUCUUUUUAGUUGCGCAUCAUAUGGUCAUUGACUUAGUGUCAUGGAGGAUUCUUCUGGCGGACUUGGAAGAAUACCUUACCACGGGAACUUUGUCUGGGUUCGUGCCAAUGUCCUUCCAGACAUGGUGUGAGCUUCAAGCAGAUUACGCUCGCGCUCAUCUCUUUCCCAAGGAUGUCUUGCCGUUCAGUCCGGAACCACCUCAGUAUGAUUACUGGGGUGUCGCACCAAGUACGAAUACGUUUGACAACUUGGCAAAGGGCAGUGUUAUUCUCAGUAAGGAGGUGACCGAGAUUCUUCUUGGGUCAGCUAAUGCGGCAUUCAAUACUCAACCUGUUGAAAUCCUUCAUGCCGCUCUGCUUCAUUCCUUCACCAAAGCCUUUCAUGAUCGAUCACCACCUUCCAUAUUCAGUGAAGGGCAUGGCCGAGAGCCAUGGACCUCUAGCAUUGACCUGUCGCGCACGGUUGGCUGGUUUUCCACCAUAUACCCUGUCGUGGCCACCGUGGACCCAGACGAGAAGAUUUCCGCUCUGGCGCGGCGAAUUAAAGACACUCGACGUUGUGUCCCUCAGAACGGCUGGUCGUACUUUACGUCGCGCUAUCUCAACCCCACCGGCAAAAAAGACUUUCAGAUAAACGGCCCGGUAGAGGUCAUUUUCAACUACCUUGGCCUGUAUCAGCAGCUUGAGAGACAGGACUCGCUUUUCCACGUGUCGGAAAUGCCUGUCGAUGUCCACGAGCUGUCGGAUAUUGCCAGUAAGCUCUGUCGAUUUGCUCUCAUCGAUAUCUCAGCCUCUGUGCUGCAGGGUCGCCUUCGUGUCGAUUACCUCUAUAACAAUCGCAUGAGAAAUCAAGAAGGUAUCCGGAAAUGGAUUCAGGAGUGCCAGUGUUCUCUGGAGGAUGCUGCACAAGAACUCCCAUCCCUACAGCCGACAUACACGAUCUGCGAUUUUCCCCUGUUGCACAUGUCGGAGCUUGGCCUAGAAAAGCUGGGUAGUGCACUUGCUGACGCCGGAGUUUCAUAUGGCCAGGUAGAGGAUAUAUAUCCAUGUUCUCCAAUUCAGCAGGGGAUCUUGAUGAGUCAGGUGAAGAAUCCCAGCCUUUAUCAAACAACGAUCAAGUGGUUGGCAGAAUCCACCGACAAAGGCAGUUCCUUAGAUGUAUCUCGAUUGAAGAAGGCGUGGCAACUUGUCGUAGAUCGACAUCCAAUGCUUCGUACCAAGUUUAUCGACAGCCUAAUGCCCGAUGGUCUCAAAGACCAACUGGUGCUCAAGAGCCUCGAGGCAGAGGUCCAUGUUAUCACAUCCGGGCAACGUGAUGCAUCUGAUACAGCAAUACCUCGCGAAAAUAACGCAUUCCUGUUGAUUUACACGACGCCGUCAGGGGCUGUGUGUGAGCUCUUGAUCAAUCACGCAUUGAUUGAUGCCUCAUCCUUGGUGAUCCUCAAACAAGAACUGUGUGCUGCUUACGAUGGGUCGUUGUCCAACUCCAUGCCAGGCCUAUACAGCGAAUACAUUCUGUUCCUGCAGUCAUUGUCGGAACAGAAAGCCCAUGAAUACUGGCAUCAUCUGCUGGAGGGGGUCAAUCCUUGUAUAUUUCCCUCCCUCGGUGCUCGGAACCCACGUGGCCCUCGCUCAAAGUCCGUUAUAUCGAGAAAACUCGACCCGAACAUGCAUGAUUUGUUGCGCCUGUUCUGCAUGGACCACGGACUGACAACUUCUAACGUGUUUCACAUAGCAUGGGGGCUCGUUCUGCGAGCGUAUACUGGUCUAGAGACGGUCUGCUUUGGAUAUCUCACUUCGGGGCGUGAUAUUCCUGUCUCUGGCGCCGAGAGGACUAUCGGUCCCUUUAUUAACAUGCUCACUAGCCGGGUGAGCUUGGAGAGUAAUGAGUCACUGUUGUCUCUAGCUCAGAAGAACCAGGGUCAGUAUCUCAGCAGCUUAGAGUUUCAGCAUUACCCUCUAGCGAAGAUCUUCCACUUUCUGGAUUUGCCCGGAAAAGAACUUUUCAACACUGCCUUGUCCGUGCAAGCGAACAGGUUGGUCAGCAACAACACCGCAUCAUCCAUCUCGCUCACAGAAAUGGGAGGUGAUGACCCCACUGAGUACGACAUAAUGAUGAAUAUUGGCCUCGAUGAGAAUGAAAUUGCUAUUAAUUUCACCUACAAUGCGUCGAUGUUGUCAACAAGCCACGCCGAAAAUGUCCUCAAUCUGUUCAUUCAAGCAGUCCGGCAAACAAUUACUCAUUCAGACCAAACACCGCAUCAAGCCAAUCUAAUUAGCAAGGAGGACCUCCGACGCAUUUUGAACUGGAAUGCAAUGGCACCGGCAGCUGUCAAUGCUUCGAUAGGUGACAUGAUAUCUGAGCAAGCACAAAACCAACCGGAUGCACCGGCAGUGUGCGCAUGCGACGGUGAUCUGACUUAUAAAGAACUUGAUUAUCUAUCUACCCGGCUGGCCUCGCACCUUCAUGGUCUCGGUGUUACUCCAGGAAGCAUGGUUCCAUUGCUCUUUGAGAAAUCCAUGUGGAUGUCCGUUGCCGCAUUGGCGGUAAUAAAGUCUGGCGGAGCAAUGGUCGGCUUGGAUAUCGAGCAACCGCAGGAUAGGCUGCGAACAAUCCUCGAACAAACUCAGGGGUCUGUUAUAGUCACCUCUCCCACGAUGCGCAGCAAGGGCAAUUCUCUUGGCAUGGAUACCGUUGUCAUUGUGGACCGGGCAAGCAUGGAUCAACUAGAACCCGUUCGGGGGACGGUUCUUCCCUCGAUAGAUCCAGCCAGUCCACUUUACAUUGUCUUCACCUCUGGUACCACGGGGACACCAAAGGGCGUGGUGAUCAGUCACUGCAAUGUUGCUAGUGCUAUCACCUAUCAGCAGGACUCACUAGGCUUGAACUCUGCAUCGCGUGUGCUGGAUUUUGUUUCGUAUGCAUUCGAUGUAGCGUGGGGAACAAUCCUGCACACGUUUGUGGCUGGGGCUUGUCUUUGCGUGCCCGAGGAAUCGGAGCGGCGUGGGGAUAUUGGCGCAGCAAUGCGUAGAUUGCAAGUCAACUACGCUGUUCUGACCCCAACAAUUGCCCGUUUGCUCGAUCCGCAAUCAAUCCCACUUGUCCAGACAAUGGUUCUGACUGGUGAACCCCUUGAUCCAAUAGAUGUUCAGAAAUGGGCGCUUCAAACCCAACUUGUCAAUGCGUAUGGUCCUUCCGAAACCACCAUAUGGGCUACCCUCGAGCGCUACCCAUUCUCAGAAAAUGAACCUAGUCUUGGAAGGGGAAAAGGAUGCGUCACCUGGGUGGUCGACCCAAAUCGCGAAGCUCAAUUAUGUCCUAUAGGCUGUACCGGAGAGCUGUGGCUUGAGGGACCGAUCGUUGGUCUUGGAUAUUUAAAUGAUACGGACAAGACAGCGGCCAGCUUUUUGCCGGCGCCCACUUGGUUGACACAGGGCGAAUCUUCACGUCGUCCGGGUCGGCUUUAUAAAACUGGUGAUUUGGUUCGCUAUAAUCUCGAUGGCACGCUAAUUUAUGCUGGCCGCAAAGACGGACAGGUCAAGAUCCGAGGCCAGCGUGUCGAGCUCGGGGAAGUGGAGUACCAUAUCCAACAAGCCAUGCCAACCGGCACAGGCGUUCCAGUUGUGGCAGAAGUGAUCACGCCAAAAGCAAGCGCCAAUUCCCUUUUAGUAGCGUAUCUUGCACUGGGCGAUCGGGCAACUGGGUCCACAGAAGGCAUCCGCAAUGCUCUAAGUUAUUACACUAAUAUUUUCACGCAAUGCUUACCGGAAAGCCUACCGGGGUAUAUGGUGCCGAACAUCUAUAUCCCUGUUACUGAAAUUCCAAUGACUACUACUGGCAAGACAGAUCGGCGACAACUUCGCACCAUAGGGUCCGAUCAAACAUUGGCCCAAUUGGCCGAGUUGCAGCCAUCCAGAGGCAAGGAACGCGUUGCAUCAUCACCGGUGGAGCUCGCACUACAACGAUUAUUCUCCGAAGUCCUCAACAUUGAUCUGGACAUAGUAGGGACUGAUGACAGUUUCUUCUUGCUCGGCGGCGACUCGAUUACUGCGAUGCAGCUAUCUGCACGAUCCCAAUCUGUCGACUUCUAUAUCACGGUCGCCGAUAUAUUCAAACACAAAACUGUUGCACAACUAGCAAAAAAUUCAGGAUUACAAGCAGCAGAAACUAGCUCUAUCCAUAUCGCGGAGACGGUCGACACUCCUUUUGAAUUGUCUCCAAUCCAGCGGAUGUUUUUCGAUUUCCAGGACAUCCGGAAGAACAUGUUCAACCAGAGCUUCCUGGUCCGGGUGUCUCGACCUCACCUGCCAGACCAGGUUAAGGAAGGCAUAGAGCAGUUGGUGGUUCGUCAUAGCAUGUUGCGAGCUCGCUUCAUUCAAGUGGACGGCGCCUGGACUCAAAAGAUUCUGGCCGAUGCAACGUGUUGCUACGAGUUCCAACGGCAUGACAUCCCCUCCCUCCAUGAGGCAAAAUCUUUGCUUAAUCAAAGUCAACAAAUCCUCGAUAUUGAGCAGGGUCCGAUCUUUGUAGUAUACUUGAUCAAUACUAACGACGAGGGCCAAUUUCUGUUCAUGGUCGCGCACCAUCUGGUAGUGGAUCUCGUGUCUUGGAGAAUCCUCCUUGGUGAACUCGAAGAGUAUCUCGUUCAUGGAAAGGUUGCUGGACCCGCACCUCUUUCCUUCCAGGCGUGGUGUCAACUUCAGGCAGACCAUGCGGUCAACCGGUCUCCAGCGGAAGAUUUCCCUUACGACGUCCCGCCACUAAUGUAUGACUACUGGAAGUUCACUCCAGGUGUCAGUCCGAAUACUAUAGGUGACACCACGCAAUGCAGCAUAGUCAUCGAGAAAUCUCUCACUGACCAGCUGUUGGGGUCUGCCAACACUGUAUUCAAUACCCAGCCGGUGGAGAUACUCCACGCCGCCCUGCUUUAUUCCUUCGCGCAGUCAUUUCCGGAUCGAGUGUCCCCUGCGAUCUUUACAGAAGGACAUGGAAGGGAGGCAUGGAAUUCUGCAAUUGAGCUUGGUAGAACUGUUGGCUGGUUUACAACAGUAUAUCCGGUUGUUGUUGACGCUAUCAAAAGCGACAGGCUCAUUGAUAUUGUACGUCGCAGUAAGGACUAUCGCCGUCAAAUCCCCGCCAACGGCAGACCUUAUUUCGCUUCACGCUAUUUGAAUCCUGCUGGGCGGCAAGCCUUCCAUCUUGACGGGCCCGUGGAGAUCAUUUUCAAUUACUUUGGGCUGUACCAGCAAUUGGAACGAAAAGACGCACUCUUUCAGCAGUCAGACGUCUUGAUCUCUGAUCUAAUGGAGGCUGCCCCAGAGCUUUCUCGAUUUGCGCUGAUCGAUGUUGCCGCGUACGUCGCUCAAGGCAAACUACAUGUCGACUUCUUAUACAAUCGGCAUCUACAGCACGGGAGCAAGAUCCGUGAUUGGAUUAUUGAGUGUGAGCAUUCUCUGGUUAUGGCGGCUCACCAACUCCCUUUAUUAUCUCCAUCUUAUACUGCUUGCGACUUCCCCUUGAUGCCAUUGGGGGAAUCCUCUCUACACUUGCUCAUCAAUGAAGCCUUGCCCGGCCUCGGUCUUACAUUUGGCCAAGUUGAGGAUAUCUACCCCUGUACUCCUAUCCAGGAAGGGAUCCUCACCAGCCAAGCCAAGAAUCCAGCUUUGUACUGGACGCGGGUGAGGUGGCUAGUGUCUUCGACGACAGGCUCACUUGUAGACCGCAAUCGGCUAGGCCGCGCUUGGCAACAGGUUGUUGAUCGGCAUCCCAUCCUGCGAACUAUUUUCAUUGACAGUGUUCGGUCUGGAGGUGUCAAGGAUCAAGUUGUAAUCAAAAACGUCAAGUCUGAUGUCCAACUACUAGGCACUGACAAACCAGCUGACCCGCUCACUGGAGUGCAGUGGCAUACGGAUGUUGCCAGCAAGCGAGACAGUCCUCAACAUGCCCUGGCGUUGAGUCAAUCGGCAUCUGGCUCAGUCUUCUGUGACCUCGAAAUCAACCAUGCCAUGGUCGACGCCUACUCGUUGGGGCUCCUUAAAUAUGAAAUCUCUCGUGCCUAUAUGGGACAAAUUUCGUCUGAAGCGGGGCCUUCUUACGAGGCAUAUGUGCGUCAUAUACAGAGCCUGCCUGCGUCGGCUGAACAAUUCUGGGCGGAAUACCUCAAUGAGGUCCCUGCUUGCAACUUCCCGGUUCUUGCUGAACCCAACCCCGAUCAUACCAAUUCACGCGAGACACUGUCUCUAGAUAUGGACAUAAAAACACAUCUGGCCCUCCGCAAGUUCUGUCAGCAAUAUGAAAUGACCCCGUCCAGUGUGUUUCACCUAGCCUGGGGGCUUGUGAUUCGCGCUUACACGGGACUGGAUACCGUAUGUUUUGGAUACCUUACCUCCGGACGUGAUAUCCCUAUACCAGGUGUGGAUCGAGCUAUCGGCCCGUUCAUUAAUAUGCUGGUUUCCCGUAUCAACCUAAGCAAAGGAUCCUCUGCGUUGGAAACCUUGCAGGAAGACCAAAGAGAUUACCUGGCUGCGCUUCAGUAUCAGCACACUCCAUUGGCCAAGAUCCUGGAAAUUUCUGGAAGACCUGGUAAAGGUCUUUUCAACACUGGUAUCUCAGUGCAAAACAACGCGUCUGCCCAGGAGCCGGAACCGCAAGAGGUUAUAUUCACGGACGUUGGGGGCUUGAUUCCCCCGAGUACCUCGCUCCUCUCUACCGACGGAUCCCAGCGCAUCGCAACCCUGUUCCUUCAGGCAGUCGAGGGGGUUAUCCACAAUCCCAAUCAAGUCCCCCGAGAUAUCAACUUGGUUAGUGAACAAGAUAUCCAGCAAAUUUGGUCAUGGAACGCACAAGUUCCACAAGCAGUGAAGACAUGCGUGCACGAUCUUAUAGCAAAGCAAGCGUGUUUACGGCCCAACUCAUCUGCUAUACAUGCCUGGGAUGGCGAUGCAACCUACAAAGAGCUAGAUCAUUUUUCAUCACGGCUUGCACAUCACCUUGUGGAUCUGGGAAUCCGUGCCAAUGACGCUGUUCCAUUGUGCUUCGAGAAGUCAAUGUGGAUGCCGGUGGCUGCGCUGGGGGUUAUCAAGGCUGGUGGUGCUUGUGUGGCUCUAGACACAACCCAGCCAGAGGAGCGUCUCCGAGGGAUUUUGCAAGAUAUACAGCCCUCUUUCGUAUUAUCAUCUCGUGCCAACGAACACCUCACUCGAAGAAUAACUGACACUCAUGUCUUGUUUGUUGAGCGACCUUUGUUCCCCCAACUACCAGUCCCAAGCUGCUCCGACCUUCCGGUAGUGACACCAUCCAGCCCGGUCUACGUGGUUUUCACUUCUGGUAGCACUGGAAAGCCCAAAGGCACUGCUAUAAGCCACACCAAUUUUGCCAGCGCAAUUGUUCAUCAACCAGAUUUGCUUGCUCUAAACCCUGAUGCUCGUGUGUUUGACUUCGUUUCAUACGCGUUCGAUGUUGCCUGGUCUAAUAUACUGCAUACCUUCGCCGCUGGUGCGUGUUUGUGUAUUCCGUCUGAGUCGGUGCGCCGAGAGGGUACCGCACAGGCAAUGGAUGCUAUGAAGGUCACGCAUGUCCAAUUUACACCGUCCAUGGCUCGCACCAUAGAUCCAAACCAGGUGACCUCCCUAAGGACCCUGAUCCUCGGAGGUGAGGCACUAUCCAAACAAGACAUUAGACUCUGGGCCCCACGGGUCGACCUCCGGGUUGCUUAUGGCCCGGCGGAAUGCACGGUAGCGGCGGCGAUGACGAAUGUCACGCAGGAGUCAGGCCAAGUGGGGAAAAUUGGUCAUGGCGUUGGCUUGAAUACGUGGGUUGUUGGUUUGUCCGAGGACGCAGGCUUAGUCCCAGUGGGUGCUGUCGGGGAACUGUGGCUGGAAGGUCCCCUUGUGGGACUCGGCUAUAUCGGCCAGCCCCAAAAAACCGCCGAGAGCUUCGUUCAGGAUCCAAAGUGGUUGAUGAAUGGACCGCGAGGAAGAUCAGGCCGCGUCUACCGGACCGGUGAUCUUGUGCGUUAUAAUCCCGAUGGUACCCUUGUUUACGUUGGGCGCAAAGAUAGCCAGGUCAAAGUGCGCGGACAACGUGUAGAGUUGGAGGAAACCGAAUAUCACAUCCAUGCAGCUCUGUCAGACGGCAUUGGGGCCGUUGCGGAUGUCAUCAGUCCACAGGGGAGCGCCAACGCAAUGCUUGUGGCCUACCUUGAUGUGGGAGUUACUGUUGACGCAUCAUUGGAGACAAUUCACGCUGCGAUGCGUCCUUAUACGACAGGGCUCGCUGACAGUCUUGCACAAUGCCUGCCGCAAUUCAUGAUCCCCACGAUGUAUAUUCCUGUGGCUGGAAUUCCAAUGACACUUACGGGCAAGACGGACCGCCGUCGCCUACGAAGUAUAGGGUCAUCGCUGAGCCUUGACCGGCUGGCAGAUAUUCAACCAACGCGGGGCCAGAGACAGCUACCAAGAACCGAGGUCGAGAUGCAGCUUCAACAACUCUGGGCUGAAGUGCUCAAUAUUGACCCGCAGCAGAUUGGCGCGCACGACAGCUUUUUUUCCUUGGGGGGUGAUUCCAUCUCGGCUAUGCAGCUGUCUGCCAAGUCACGAUCGGCAGGGCUUCGAGUAACGGUGCCCGACAUCUUCAAGCUGGCCACUAUUGCAGGGCUGGCGCCAAGUGCUGCAAGCCAAGCACAGAAAGUGUAUGAUUGGGAAUGCACUGAGGGGGAAGCUUUCGAGCUUUCGCCCAUUCAGCAAAUGUUCAUUCAGACCAGCCAGUGCAACCACUUCAACCAGAGCUUCUUCCUUCGCAUCACACGUCCAGUUUCUUCAACGGAUGUUCGGCGCGCAUUAGAAGCCGUCGUUACCGAGCAUGCGAUAUUGCGCGUUCGGUUUGACCAUAUUGUGGACGAGCAAUGGACGCAACGGGUCAUACCAUACAGUCCAGAGUGUUAUAAAUAUGAACAACACACAAUAGAAAGCUUCUCCGACGUGUCACCGAUCUUAGACAGAAGCCAGAAAUCCCUUGAUAUUCAAGCCGGACCUAUCUUUUCCGCUGAUCUUAUUGACACCGGUACUCAGGGUCAUUACCUUUUCCUCGUGGCUCACCAUUUGGCCAUUGACCUUGUCUCCUGGAGGAUUAUCCUCGCUGAUAUGGAGGAACAUCUGACCACGAACAAAAUCUCUGGCUUCAAACCACUACCUUUCCAGGCCUGGUGCCAACUCCAAUCCGAGUAUGCUAGAGACCAGCUGCCCCCUGAGGCAGCGUUCCCCGUCGAGAUUCCUCCACCGCAGGACUACUGGGGCCUCGAUCCCACGACCAAUACUAUGGGGAACACCAUUCACAGCACGUUCAGUCUGAGCAAAGACGACACAGAUAGUCUUCUCGGUUGUGCGAAUAUGGCCUUUGACACGCAAUUAGUGGAGAUACUACAAGCAGCGUUGCUUCACUCGUUUGUCUAUACGUUCCAGGACCGCCCCGCUCCCACCAUCUUCAGUGAGGGUCAUGGGCGCGAACCGUGGGAUUCUGCGAUCGACCUGUCACGCACUGUGGGGUGGUUUACUACGAUGAGUCCAACACUUGUCUCUGCGUCAGCCUUGUCCAAUGACUCCUUGCAAACCGUCGUCCGCCGCACGAAAGACGGUCGCCGACAGGUGCCGGGCCAUGGGUGGCCUUACUUUACAUCUCGAUACCUAAAUGAGAAAGGGAAGAAAGUGUUCGGGGGUUAUGGAGCUCCUGAGAUAACAUUCAACUAUUUGGGAUUUUACCAGCAGCUUGAGCGUGAGGAUUCGCUUUUCGCGCCAGCUAGCCCCCCUGAAGGCACUCUUUCAGACGUUGCCGAAGAUAUGGGCCGAUUUGCGCUGAUCGAGGUCAUGGCUUCGGUUUCUGCCGGUUGUCUCGAGUUUAGUUUCAUGUUUAAUUGCAACACUAGACACCGAGAUCAAAUAGGGACCUGGAUCACGCGGUACGAACACUCACUGCAAACUGCUGCCCGUGAGCUGCCGCAUCACCCACGAAGUUAUACACAGUGUGACUUCCCCCUUCUUUCUCUCAGCGAAACAGCCUUGCUGAAAUUGAACGACAAAAUUCUUCCUGGACUCGGCCUCUCCUACGGCCAGGUGGAGGACAUCUAUCCUCUCACGCCCAUUCAACAAGGAAUCUUAUUGAGUCAAGCCAAAAGCCCUCAUCUCUACUGGACUCGGAUUCGGUGGCUCGUACAGUCCGCGUCUCCCUCCUCUGUCAAUCUGGAUCGCCUAGUAGAAGCUUGGAAGCGUGUUGUUUCUCGACAUUCCGCGCUUCGAACUGUGUUCGUGGAGAGCCCGUCGCCCCAUCGGUUUGAGGACCAACUAGUCAUGCGAACCUGCGAACCUACAAUCCAUCUGCUAUCGUCAUCUGACCCGCCUGCCGCUCUUGCGCGUCAUUGGGAGUCCCGUCAAGAGCCAAAACCGCUUCAUUCCUUGGUUAUAUGCUCCACCCCGUCUGGCGACAACGUACUUUGUGAUCUUGAAAUGAACCAUGCUAUCACUGAUGCGACCUCGACAGCGUUGCUCAAGCGCGAGAUCUGUGCUGCGUACGAUGAUCUGCUUGAUGCUACUCCAGGACCUCUGUAUCGUGAUUACAUCCGCCAUAUACAAAGUGUCGGAACGGAGGCGAGCUUGGAAUACUGGAAGGAUUAUCUAGAGGGUGUUCCUCCCUGUAUCUUCCCGUCUCAACGCGAACCUCAAUCAGGAGAAAACAAGGCCAGAGCUUCGAUGACACAGUUGCUUGACGGGGACCUCCACUCGAGACUUCGAUCAUUCUGCCAAAAGAAUGAGUUCACUCCAGCAAAUCUUUUCCAUUUAGCCUGGGCUUUGCUUCUGCGCUGCUAUACUGGCUCGGAAACUGUGUGUUUUGGCUACUUGUUGUCGGGCAGAGAUGUUCCUGUGGAAGGUGUAGAGAAAACCGUCGGUCCCUUCAUCAAUCUACUUGUGAGCCGCCUCCAUUUAGGCGGUAGUGAGCCCCUGGCCGCUGUGAUUGAAAGGAAUCAGGCAGAGUUUGUGAGCAGUCUUAACCACCAGCACAGCUCUCUGGUCCAAAUCCUGCGGUCGCUUGAUGAACCAGUGGAUGCUCUCUUCAACACUGUUUUGUCUGUGCAGGGAAUGGACCUCAAGAGCCAUGACAAGGAUGACCUGUUCAGUCUUCGACUGGACGAGCAAGAUGGACAUGACCCAACUGAGUACGAUAUCAUGUUGAAUGUUGGCCUUGGGAGCGAAGAGACAGCAAUCACAUUUAGUUAUUACGGAUCUCUUUUAUCUGAUCAGCAGGCUAGAAACCUGGUACAGUCUUUGUUGCAGGCAAUAGAAGAGAUAAUCCGGACGCCUUCGAAGACUGCCGCACAGGUGGAUCUUGCAGGCCGCCAUGAUCAGGAGAUUAUCUGGAACUGGAAUUGCGCCGUUCCACCCACUGUUGAUACACCAGUGCACGAACUCAUUGCCAUGCAAUGUCAACAACGGCCUGAUGCAACGGCUAUCUGCGCAUGGGAUGGCGAGUUUACAUACCAGGAAUUGGACUGCUUGUCAACACGCCUGGCUCUUCAUUUAGGAGCCCUGGGCGUCGGCGCUAACAGUAUUGUUCCGCUUUAUUUCGAAAAGUCCCGCUGGAUGCCUGUAUCAGUCCUGGCGGUAAUGAAGGCUGGCGGGGCCUCGGUAGCCAUGGAUGCCAACCAGCCGCUGGAACGGUUACGGGCGAUCGUGCAGCAGGUGCAACCGGAGGUUCUAUUGUCAUCUCGUGAGAAUUACCCUGUGGCUCACCGUCUGGGUGCACAAAGAGUAGUCCCUGUCCACGAUGCGGCUCUCUCCAGCGUCAUUGUUCCGGCAGACACCGUGUGCCCGUCCAUCGCAGCGUCUCAGAGGCUCUACGUGACAUUCACAUCAGGCAGCACGGGCACACCCAAAGGGGUUGUCAUAUCCCACUCGAACUUCAGUAGUGCACUGGUCCAACAACAGGAGUCACUUUCUUUCGGGCCAAAUGUUCGCGUAUUCGACUUUGUAUCCUACGCGUGGGAUGUCUCUUGGUCUAACCUCCUGCGCUCGCUUGUAGCUGGCGGGUGCCUUUGCAUACCACACGAAUCGCAGCGUCGGGCCAACAUUGAGAAGGCCAUGUGUGAUUUCCGCGUCAACUAUGCCACAAUCACUCCAACUGUCGCUCGGCUGCUCAACCCGGCGGAAGUUCCCUAUUUGAAUACGCUUGCUCUGAUCGGGGAGCCUCUCACCCAGGCUGAUCUCGUGCAGUGGACACCACAUGUGGGCGAGAUUAUCAACACUUACGGGCCAUCUGAAUGUCCAGGAUGUGUUACGGUCAACCGGAUCCGCAGGGACUGUCUACAGGACCCUCAUCUCGGCAGCGCGUCCGCUUGUAACACCUGGAUCGUUGAUCCCACGGAUGCCGACCGCCUCCUUCCUGUAGGUGGUAUUGGUGAGCUUUGGCUGGAAGGGCCAUUGAUCGGCUUGGGUUAUUUAGGUCUCCCCGAGCGCUCAGCAGAGAACUUCAUCGAGAACCCCAGCUGGUUACGGCGAGGCGGCCCCGGCUGCUCGGGUCGAGACGGUCGGCUUUACCGCACUGGUGAUCUAGUACGCUAUAAUCCCGACGGUUCUCUGGUCUAUAUCAGUCGGAAGGAUGCGCAAGUCAAGAUUCGCGGCCAGCGCGUGGAGCUGGGCGAGGUGGAAUACCAUGUGCGGCAGGGCAUUCUAGACAUCGACGAUGCUUCGGUGGUGGCCGGGGUUAUGACUCCUCGAGGUAGCAGCAGUCCUAUGCUUGUCUGCUUCCUUGGCCUGGGUGAUCUGGCGUCAGGCUCCGCAGAUCAGAUCCGUGCUGUUCUUGGAGAACGUACACGAGGUCUAGAUGAAUACCUCGGGGCCAGGCUCCCACGCUACAUGGUCCCCAGUACCUAUAUUCCGGUUGUUGAUAUCCCUAUGACUGUAACCGGCAAGACUGAUCGACGUCGCCUCACCCAGGCCGGAGCAUCUCGCACACUCGCCGAACUGGCCGAGCUGCAGCCCUCUAGAGGCGAGUGCCAACCCCUGACAACCGAGAUGGAGUGGCGCUUGCAAGGCCUAUGGGCAGCUGUCUUAGGCCUAGACGCCAGUCUGAUCGCGGCUGAUGAUAGCUUCCUUCGUAUUGGAGGCGAUUCAAUCACAGCUAUUCGCUUAGGCCAGCGGGCUAGCGAAGAAGGCUUCUCGCUAGCAGUCCCGGAUAUUUUCAACAACCCGCGACUUUGCGACAUGGCUCACUACCUUCGUGAAGGGCAAUCCAUCUAUCGCGAUCCCCAGCCUUUUUCUCUACUUUCUUGUCCCCCUGGUUCACUUCCCUCUUUUCUCGAGACUUCUGUUUUACCUUUCCUCGAAUGGAACAAGGACCACAUCACCGAUGUAUAUCCUACCACGGAGUUACAAGACCUUUACGUGUCGUCCGCGCUGGCUGCCCGAAUGGGUGAAAUCGAACACAUCUACAUGGACCUCCCGGCAGGUGUGGACCUUUCUCGUGUUCAUCAAAGCUGCUUACGUUUGUGGCAGCACCUGGAUAUACUGCGCACUGUUUUCAUUGUCGACGGUCAUCGUCACAUUCAGGUUGUCCUUAAUGACGUCGAGCCAGAUAUUUCCGCCCACGAAGUGCAUGGAGAUCUCACAGCAUGUGCCGAGAAGAUCUAUCGCUCUGACCUGCAGAGCCCCCAACAGCUAGGACGUUGCUUUACUCGGUUUUUCAUCAUUCACAAUCCAGACGGACAAGCCCGGUUAACCAUUCGCUUUUCGCAUUCGCAGUACGAUGGUUUCAGCUUACCGUUGAUAUUCUCGUGCUUUGCUACCUUGUACCGAGGGGAGGCUCUGCCCUCCAGCCCCAAAUUCUCGGGUUAUAUACGACAUGUUCAAGAGCAGCAGCAAGCGGCCCGCCCGUACUGGAGAUCUCUCCUAUUGCAGUCCUCUAUAACCCCUGUCAAGCCUCUGUCGGCUGCAAACGGUGAUUAUCCGCUGAGUCAACACGUGGGUAGCCUGGUUGAAUCCAAGACCAUCGCUCCUGCCCCCGCGGGUCGCCAAGGAUUCACAGCAGCGACAAUUUUCACCUCACUCUGUGCGCGCAUGCUCUCCAGGAUUACCGGCGCCACCGAUGUGGUCUUUGGACAGAUCGUCUCUGGUCGAGCCUCGCUACCCAGCAGCCUCCAGAAUGUUGUUGGACCGUGUGUCAACACGAUUCCUGUUCGAGUGCGGAUCAUCCCAGGGCAAGGUCUCGAGCAGCAGCUGGCCUCGGUCCAUGAACAACACAUUCAGGGCUUGCCCUACGAAACCAGCCAGUUUGGGGAUAUAGCGGUUAACUGCACUGACUGGCCGGAUGAGUCUCGCACGCCCGAGUUGGUCGUCCAAUUCCAGAAUCUCGACAACCUGGAGCAUGACGCCGGCACCAGCAUUCUCGGGGCAAAUAGUACACUGGCGGCCUACCAACGCAAAGGUCGACCUGUUUUCCCCGACUUCAUUUUCGUCCUGGCAAAACCUAAGGGAGACGGCUGGGAGCUGUCUGUGUCAGGCAGCUCGAAAUUCCACACGCAGCACACGCUUGACACCGUGUUGGAUGAGCUUACUAGGCAAGUUGUAGAUUGUUGA